CGAGCACAUCGCAACCAACGAAUGAAUAUAAAAUUAGUAAAGACUGUUAAAUGCACAUUAUUGUUCGUCUGGAAUAAAUUUAUCCUCUAUUUUUGCGUAACAUCGAAUUUUGCAGUCUAGUGCACUAAUUAAUAUAUUCAACAAAUGACCGGAUACUUAUCCACGCUUGAAGCCUUGUGCAAAUUCUUGGGAUCAUCUGGACGUGAAAGUUAAAACAGGGAUAAUUCUAGUAGAGUAGGAGAAAUUGUAUAAAUCACACAAUCCGGUUAAAAAAUCAUCAGUGUUUCCUGUUUGCACGAAAUGAAGUCUUUAGUGGCAAUUUUCCUCGUCGUUGCGACUUGUCUCGCUGAUGAAAAAAAGACAGAAAAGCGUGGAAUUGAGAGUUUUGGCCACGGGGGUGGACAUGGGGGCGGUUUUGGUGGUGGUGGUCUUGGGGGCGGCGCCACUGUCAGCACCAUCAGUCAGCAAGUACCAGUUCCGGUACCACAGCCGUAUCCAGUGACAGUCACCAGACCCGUACCAGUGCCAGUACCAGCUCCUUAUCAAGUUGAAGUACCACGAGCUGUUCAAGUACCAGUUCCUGUCCCAAGACCUGUGGAAGUACCACGUCCGUAUACUGUAACUGUGAACAGACCUGUGCCAGUCCCUGUCCAAGUCCCGGUUCAAGUUCCGUACCAAGUACCAGUUGAAGUACCGGUACCACAGCCCUAUCCCGUCACGGUUCCUCAACCUUUCCCAGUGAGGGUACCACAAACUAUCGUGGUACCGGUCCCAGAACCCGUCAAUAUUGGCGGAGGAGGAGGAGGAGGUUUUGAUGGAGGACACGGGAUUGGGGGAGGACAUGGAGGAGGGUACAGCUACUCCAGCGUGUCCAUUGGGGACCACCACUUUGGUACCAGCUCCAAGCACUGAUCGAUCGGUUAUUGUUAUUGUCUCAUUUUUUUCGCCCAUUUCUCAUUGUAGGUACCUCAUUUGUAUCAUUUGUAUUAUUUGUGAUAUUCUAGUUACUUUUAGCUUGUAGUUUUCGUACUGUCAAUAAAUUUGAUUUGAUAAUUUCGUCA
Tribolium castaneum (red flour beetle) is the source of this 1061-nucleotide messenger RNA. RefSeq names its product tetra-peptide repeat homeobox protein 1. Bases 301 to 912 code for a protein of 203 amino acids. The record is from RefSeq and is a predicted model, not a curated record. The transcript has 2 exons. NCBI's taxonomy places the organism in Eukaryota, Metazoa, Arthropoda, Insecta, Coleoptera, Tenebrionidae.